Messenger RNA from Coccidioides posadasii C735 delta SOWgp, 1141 nucleotides. RefSeq names its product Mitochondrial porin (gene POR1). Gene Ontology annotation, molecular function: voltage-gated monoatomic anion channel activity. Gene Ontology annotation, biological process: monoatomic anion transmembrane transport. Lineage: Eukaryota; Fungi; Ascomycota; Eurotiomycetes; Onygenales; Onygenaceae. Gene Ontology annotation, cellular component: mitochondrial outer membrane. The record is from RefSeq and is a predicted model, not a curated record.
ACAACCUCUCUUGUUUUCCCCCCCCAAAAAGCCCCAACUGCCCGCCUUUAGGUCUCUCUGCUCACUUCCACGCUCUCACAUCCAUCAUGGCCGCUCCAGCUGCUUUCGGCGACAUCGCCAAAACUGUCAAUGAUCUCCUUAACAAGGAUUUCUACCACACCAGUGCCGCCAGCCUCGAGGUCAAGUCUAAGGCUCCCAAUGGCGUCACCUUCAACGUGAAGGGUAAAUCUGCUCAUGAGGGUCCCAUUUCCGGAUCGCUCGAGGCCAAAUAUGUCGACCCACCAACUGGCCUUACCCUCACUCAGACAUGGACCACCGGCAACGCCCUCGACACCAAGCUUGAGUUGGACAACAACAUCGCCAAGGGCCUCAAGGCUGAGGUUCUCACACAAUACCUCCCAUACUCUAACUCCAAAGGUGCCAAGUUGAACCUCCACUUCAAGCAACCCAACCUGCACGCUCGUGCUUUCUUCGAUCUCCUUAAGGGCCCAACCGCCAACUUCGAUGCCGUCCUUGGACACGAGGGUUUCUUGGUGGGUGCUGAGGGUGGCUAUGAUGUCCAAAAGGCCGCCAUCACCAAGUACUCUGCCGCCGUUGCCUACUCUCUCCCUGAGUACUCCGCUGCCAUCACUGCCACCAACAACCUCACCCUCUUCUCUGCCAGCUACUACCACCGCGUGAAUUCCCAGGUCGAGGCCGGCGCCAAGGCCACUUGGGACUCCAAGGCAGGAAAUACUGUUGGCCUUGAAGUUGCCAGCAAGUACAGACUUGAUCCUUCCUCCUUCGCUAAGGCCAAGAUCAACGACCGUGGAAUUGCUGCUCUUGCCUACAAUGUCCUCCUUAGACCAGGUGUCACCCUUGGUCUCGGUGCUUCCGUCGAUACCCAGAACUUGAACCAGGCUGCCCACAAGGUUGGUGCCAGCUUCACCUUUGAAGGUUAGAUGAGUUAGGCCGUCGGUGGUAGAAGACUUGUGUAAUAUCAAAUCAAUUGAACCUCCUACAGUUUCCUUUUUGGAAACUUGUAUUCCGCCUUUUUUUCCCUCUCUGGUCAGAUUCCCAAGCAGACUCUUGAUCAACCAGAAUCAUUUAUGUAUUACAGCAUGACAUCUAUACUGUACGCCAAUUAAAUGCAUAAACUAUA